Aureobasidium uvarum is the source of this 729-nucleotide messenger RNA. The record is from the annotation of a GenBank genome assembly. NCBI's taxonomy places the organism in Eukaryota, Fungi, Ascomycota, Dothideomycetes, Dothideales, Saccotheciaceae.
CUCUCUCAAAGACACGACCCAAGCAAGAUGGCGACUACACACGAAGCAGAGGCCUUGAUCACCUCUCACGACCCUCACCACCCCGCAAAUCUCAUCUGUGAGCUCUGCAAGAAGUUCUACACUCUUGGAUGGGUCACUGGAACGGGCGGUGGCACCUCGAUCCGUGAUGGCGAACGCAUCUACAUUGCGCCCUCGGGCGUUCAGAAAGAGCUCAUGAAGCCUCAAGACUUGUUCGUCAUGGACUACGCGACUCGAGAGUACUUGCGCAGACCACCGGUGCUGAAGCCCUCGGCAUGCACGCCUCUUUUCAUGGCCGCCUUUACACUGCGCGGCGCCGGUUGCUGCAUCCACACACAUAGCAAGGACGCCGUGCUUGUGACACUUCUCUGCGAAGCCGCCGGCACCGACGUCUUCGAGAUCCAGAAACUCGAGCAGAUCAAGGGUAUCCCCAAAGGAUAUGGCGAGGAGAAGAAGGGAAACCUUGGAUACCACGAUCGUCUGCGCAUUCCUAUCAUCGACAACACUGCACAUGAGGAGGAUUUGAAGGAUACACUUGAAGGUGCCAUCAAGCAGUGGCCUGACACCCAUGCCGUCCUGGUCAAGAGACAUGGAAUUUAUGUUUGGGGCAAGGAUGUUGCUCAAGCAAAGACUCAGUGUGAGAGUCUCGAUUACAUUUUCCAGCUUGCAGUAGAGAUGCAUAAGUUGAGCUUGCCAUGGAUUUCGAAAUAA